Molecule: messenger RNA, 1959 nt
Organism: Carya illinoinensis
Lineage: Eukaryota; Viridiplantae; Streptophyta; Magnoliopsida; Fagales; Juglandaceae
Product: probable polygalacturonase
Exons: 6
Coding region: 511-1860 (449 amino acids)
Biological process (GO): carbohydrate metabolic process
Molecular function (GO): polygalacturonase activity
Source: RefSeq, a predicted model, not a curated record
UCUCGGUGCGUAGCAGCUUCCUGCAUUAGCGCAGUACUGCUCUGUCUCUGCUCUGCGCACUCGGAAGACAAUCGCCGCUAGACGAAAGCUUUGUUAUGAAAAUCCGCUAAUUAAUUCCUUCGAAACUGCUCUCGGUUAUCCGAUGCUUCAUCAGAGCUGAGUCUCACAGUUAUUUAAUGCAGAUUAAUCGCCAUUAGCCUUUCGCUUGGAGCUUUCUCUUUGUACCAUUUUCUGGAUCUACCUUACAUUUUCUUGAAUAUUCUGAACCAAAUUUGAAGUAAUUUUUGUAUUUUUCUUCUUGUAAUCACCACCGAAUCACUUUUGGCUCUUUUUUUUUUUUUUUUUUUUCCUUCUCAAAGAAAAUCUCUUUGUUCAUUUCAUUGCUCUCAAAUUUAUCUAAAGUACUUUUGUGGCUAUUCUCUUUGGCUCUCUCCAACCACUUCCCUUAGAAAAACACAGAAAAUCCACACCUCUGCUGAUUUCCCUUUAAAAGAUUUGAAAAUUACGAAAAUGCUUCGGUUUGUAGUCUCGAUUUUGAUCUGCUUCUCAACCAUUGCCCCGUUUCUGAACUCCGUCGCGAUUGCGGCACUGAUAUCGUGCUCCGGGAUGGUACCGAUGAAUUAUCGGAACGACAAGAUAUCUAUAACAGACUUCGGGGGUGUCGGAGACGGACGGACGCUGAAUACGAAGGCUUUUCGGGAGGCGAUAUAUCGGAUUCAGCACCUGAGGAGGAGAGGUGGCACGCUUCUUUACAUACCUCCUGGGGUGUACUUAACAGGGAGCUUCAAUCUCACUAGCCACAUGACCCUCUACUUGGCGAAGGAUGCAGUUAUCAAAGCCACUCAGGAUACUUGGAACUGGCCCUUAAUUGCUCCUUUGCCAUCUUAUGGAAGAGGGAGGGAGCGCCCAGGAGGAAGAUAUAUUAGCUUUAUUCAUGCAGAUGGAGUUCAUGAUGUGGUAAUCACCGGUGAGAAUGGAACAAUUGAUGGCCAAGGAGAUAUCUGGUGGAACAUGUGGAGGCAGAGAACUCUUCAAUUUACUAGACCAAAUCUGGUUGAAUUUGUGAACUCCAAAAACAUAAUAAUUUCUAGUGUGAUUUUCCGCAAUUCUCCAUUUUGGAACAUUCACCCUGUCUAUUGCAGCAAUGUUGUUGUCCGCUAUGUUACAAUAUUGGCUCCGCCUGACUCUCCCAACACUGAUGGCAUUGAUCCAGAUUCAAGCUCUCAUGUCUGCAUAGAGGACUCAUACAUAUCAACCGGAGAUGAUCUUGUGUCUGUGAAGAGCGGGUGGGAUGAAUAUGGAAUUGGUUAUGGUCGUCGUAGUUUUGACAUCACAAUCCGACGGAUGGCAGGAUCAUCCCCAUUUUCUGGAAUUUCAGUAGGAAGUGAAACCUCUGGUGGGGUGGAAAAAGUGUUGGCAGAACACAUAAACCUUUACAACAUGGGAGUCGGCAUCCAUGUGAAGACGAACAUCGGUAGGGGAGGGUUCAUAAGAGAUAUUACAGUAUCUGAUGUGUACAUGGAAAUUGCUCAAAAGGGGAUAAAGAUUGCAGGCGAUGUUGGCGACCACCCUGACGACAGAUUCAACCCAAACGCUCUCCCGGUCGUGAAGGGAAUCACUAUUAAAAAUGUUUGGGGUGUGAAGGUUCAGCAAGCGGGUUUAAUACGAGGCCUGAGGAACUCCCCAUUCACAGGGAUUUGCCUCUCUAAUAUCAACCUUCUUGGCGCGCCACUGAGAUGGUCGAGAAGUCCUUCAUGGAAGUGCUCUGAUGUGAGUGGAGCAUCUCACCAAGUCAGUCCGUGGCCCUGUUCAGAGCUGUCCAGCUCCCAUCCAACAAAUUCGUGUUCCAGUCACCUCUGAUAUGUGUUUCUUUUAAGAGAUGUAUUAAUUUCCGAAUGAAAAACAAAGAAUUGUUUCCCUACCAUCUGCUAUUCGAAUUAUAUGCACCACUUGGGAUUA